AUGAGGUUUAUCAACCUCAUUUUGGCUGCUUCUCUGCCCCUGAUCUCUGCUUUGGAGUCGCGAAUCUUCAGCUCCUACGACGGAACUACAUACGUUUACGACUACGUGCCUGCUCGCGGAGAUAAUUCAACAUUCCUUCUACUCCAUGGGUUUCCUUCGACUCGUAAAGAAUGGCGAUCACACAUCUCAAAACUCACCGAUGAGGGUCAUGGUGUCAUUGUUCCUGAUCUCCUCGGUUACGGAGAUAGCGAUAUGCCACUUGAGCUAGAGGCUUACAAUUUGAAAACUAUCUCUGGACAUUUCGCCGAGCUGGUUAAGCAUGAGAACAUUGAUAAAAGCUACAAUGCGCCCGGCAUUAACUUUGACGUUGACGGUUUUAAUGUUCAGGGCUUAAAGCAGCUUGGUUAUAUGCCAUUUGGAUACUGGUACUUCUUCAACUCUUUCGAUGCGGCUUCUGUGCUUACUCAGAAUCUCGAUUCCUUUUUUCAUCUUGCCUUCCAUAAUAACGCCUCCGACUUGCCGCAAACCUUCUGUGCUCUUGGUGCUGUGCGGGCCUGGGUCACCGCCAACACCACCACGCCCGAUCCCGAGUGGCUCGAGCCAGGUUUCAAGCCCCUGUGGAUCUCACUAUUUAGCAAGCGCGAUGCAAUGCAAGCGGCACUUAACUAUUAUCAAUCCUUCUUGAGAGGAUACUCUGCCGUGGAUGAAGCGAGGCUUACGGAUGAGAAUCGAAAGAUCAAAGUGCCAGUUAUGGCCACUGGAGGCACCAAAGAUCCCGUCACAAGAUUUGACCAACUAAAGUCUGAGACUGAGCCUUGGACCACAAAGGGUUAUACACAGCAUGCUGUGGAAGCCGACCACUGGGUUAUACUGGAAGCAGGAGAUGUUGUGAUGGACCAUCUGAAGAAUUUCGCACGGCAGUAA
Molecule: messenger RNA, 924 nt
Organism: Trichoderma gamsii
Lineage: Eukaryota; Fungi; Ascomycota; Sordariomycetes; Hypocreales; Hypocreaceae
Exons: 3
Coding region: 1-924 (307 amino acids)
Molecular function (GO): hydrolase activity
Source: RefSeq, a predicted model, not a curated record